This is a messenger RNA of Arachis stenosperma, 687 nucleotides long. Its product is annotated as ferredoxin-thioredoxin reductase catalytic chain, chloroplastic. The coding region runs from base 118 to 561 and encodes 147 amino acids. Gene Ontology annotation, molecular function: oxidoreductase activity, acting on iron-sulfur proteins as donors. The record is from RefSeq and is a predicted model, not a curated record. NCBI's taxonomy places the organism in Eukaryota, Viridiplantae, Streptophyta, Magnoliopsida, Fabales, Fabaceae. The transcript has 6 exons.
UAUAAAUGAAACGCAGGAAGAAGCACAAUAUUCCAUUUUAUUUAGUCAGACUCACACAAACUUGGAAGCCACACACUCGGAUACCAGCUCCUUCUGUUGCAGUGGAAACCGCCACCAAUGACUUCCCAGGCUUCUUCUUCCGCCGCUGCCUUCGCUCUCCCUGUUUCCUCCGCCACUUCUUCUAUCCGCCGCCGCAAUCCCACUCUCGUUCGAGCCCAAGUGGAACCAUCAGAUAAAUCUGUUGAAAUUAUGAGGAAGUUCUCAGAGCAGUAUGCACGCAGGUCAGGAACAUAUUUUUGUGUUGAUAAGGGAGUCACCUCUGUUGUUAUCAAGGGGUUGGCUGACCAUAAAGACUCAUUGGGUGCUCCACUAUGCCCUUGCCGGCAUUAUGACGAUAAAGCUGCUGAGGCUGCACAGGGCUUUUGGAACUGCCCAUGUGUUCCCAUGCGAGAAAGGAAGGAGUGCCACUGCAUGCUCUUUCUCACUCCUGACAAUGAUUUUGCAGGCAAGGAGCAGGCAAUCACCUUGGAUGAGAUUAAAGAAGCAACAGCAAAUAUGUAACAAGCUAUUUUUAUAUUUAGCUACUUGUUACAAAUCUGUAUCUCUAAAACAAACAAGCAAAAGGAAAAAUGUAAUAAUGCCUACCCAAAAUCAUGUGUAAUAUUGAUUUUUUGUUCUUUCUGAAUA